GUAAACAACUGUCAGUGCAAAGGUUUUUGUGGUUGUUUAUGUCGAGAUAAAAUUUACAGUACAGACAUUAUUACGCCAUCUAUCGUCCACGGGUCUUAUACUCUACAACAUUUAGCAAGCAACCCUCUUUUCACAGCGCCCUUACCCUCGCAAUUGGGGUGGAUAUUGAUCCUGACCUAAUAAAUUUAAGCCGGUACGUAAAUACACAUCCAGUUGCGACAAAGAUUUAUUAAAAUGUACAGCAAAAAUGUGGAUAUUAGAACGGAAACUGAGAUAGACUAACUUUACUUUCAAUACUAGUGUUUCACUACAAAUACAACAAUCAAAACAAGAUAUAUUCAUAAUGGAAAGAUCCAAAAGAUUUGCUGAUAAAAUGUCAACCGACGAGGAAGAAAACGCAUCGGUUUCUUCCGUAGAAACUCUAGCCAAUGAUUUUGUUGAAGAUAUAAGACUAGAAAGAGAUGACUCAUCAUCUUCUGGAGAAAACUAUGUAUUGUCACGAAUGAAGAAAAAAGUUUUGUAUCUUUCAGAGAACCAAGAAAAUGAAAGUCCACGUAGGUCCAUAAAUAAAGCUCCAAGACACGCAACGUUAAGGCCAUUUUAUGAUAAUUCACAUGACAAAUAUCCAGAUGCUUCAAGAUUAUUACGGUCGAAAGUCAAUGAAGAUGAUGAUUCACACUACAGCUAUAAUCCUGAUGAUAUAGAAACUCAUCCUAUUGUGAAAACCAUCAUGGUUGGUAGUGAUUACCAAGCUCAAGUUCCGGAAGGUUUAUGUAACUAUGGCGAUGCACUUCCAUAUGAGAACGAUGACAAAUUAAUAUGGGAUCCUUACAAUAUAGCUAGUAAUGAUGUAGAAGACUAUUUAAGAAAAGCUGCAAGUAUACAAAACCCAUCACUUCCAAAUGGCAGUCAUCUUAGGGACAACGAGCAGUAUUUAUUCUUAUUACAACAAUGCGGUCACAAUGUUGAAGAAGCGUUGAGGAGAUUAGGAAUGAAUACUGCAAUAUAUAACGACAAAAUGUCUCCUUGGUCUGAGGAAGAAUGUAGGAAUUUUGAAGCUGGAGUUCGAGCUUUUGGCAAAAAUUUUUAUUUGACGCAACAAAACAAAGUACGCACAAGAUCUGUUGGAGAGUUGGUACAAUUUUAUUAUUUAUGGAAAAAGUCUGAAAGACACGACAUAUUUGCUAACAAGGUGAGGCUGGAAAAAAAGAAAUAUGCUCUGCAUCCUGGUGUUACCGAUUUCAUGGAUAGAUUCCUCGAUGAUCAAGAUACCAGGGAUAGCAGUUCUCCCCCCACUGCGCAAGUCGUGGAAGAUAAGAAAAAUCAAGAUAAUCAAAAUAUCAGUUCAAACUGAAAUAUAACCCUUUAUAAAUGUACAGAAAUAUUUUUAUCGUAUCAA
Molecule: messenger RNA, 1399 nt
Organism: Diabrotica balteata
Lineage: Eukaryota; Metazoa; Arthropoda; Insecta; Coleoptera; Chrysomelidae
Source: the annotation of a GenBank genome assembly